Molecule: messenger RNA, 3494 nt
Organism: Lycium ferocissimum
Lineage: Eukaryota; Viridiplantae; Streptophyta; Magnoliopsida; Solanales; Solanaceae
Exons: 2
Coding region: 1068-3239 (723 amino acids)
Source: RefSeq, a predicted model, not a curated record
GUUUUGGAUGACAAAGGUGAGUGUAAACCGCAAAUGUCGUGGGAGAGAUGGUGAGUUUCAGUACUAAUUUGGAUUUUGGGAAGGUGUUUCCAUGGGAUCCAUAUGUCUCCAUAGUUUGUGAUUGAAGUUGUCAUGAAGAAGAAGGCGAGCACUUGCAAAGGCAACUAGCAGUCAAUGAAAAUGAAUUUAUGUUAGGUGAUAGUAGUAUGUACCUGUUUGGCGUGGGAACUUUUGGUUACCAAAUUACUACCUCUGUCCCAAUUUAUGUGAAGGGGUUCGGAGAACGAUGGUCAAACCGUUUAAUUUGACUAUAAAUUGGGGUAUAGAUUCUUCGUAGUUUUAAUUUUUUAAAAUAAAAUAAAGAUAUUUAAAAAUUACACGAAAUGACGAAAAGUGCGACAAGUCAACAUACAUAACAUUCAAAUAUUUAAAAAAUGGUUUAAGCUGCUAACAAGGGGUUAAAAAUCUGUUCUUCACUACAGUUUGAUGCUAAGGUCCUAGCUCCAUGCCCCUGAACUCUCUUUGUUCCUUGUUUUGCUAGUGAGUAGUGAUGCUGCAAGUUUCCUGUCUUUGAUAUCUUGGGCUACGCAUGGUACUCAUAUAAUAGCUUUACCAUUUAUUGGAAGUUUAGGUUGUUCUUGUAAAAUUUCCACUGUGCUUCAUUUCCACUUGUUUUGUCAUGAUUGCUCUUUCUUCUAACUCUGGGUUGUAUCUCUUGGAGUCCCUCCAUUUAUGGGAUUGGUCACUGUGUGCCUAUGACUUCAUGGAAUCAAUUGAAAUAUUUGUUUACUGUUUUUUUUUUUUCAUUUGCAUUAUCUCUUUUAUUUGUUUUUAGUUUUUCUUUGUUGGGAUAGAAUGACAAUCAUCUAUUUUUUGGUGCAGGAUCCACUAAGCUUCUUCUAACUAAGCUUCUUCUCUUUCUGGGUUGUGUUGUCAACGAUUUAUUGCUUGGCUGCUCCAAAGCUUAUAGGUUGUAACUGAAGGAAUGCGGAUUUGAGCAUGACAAAUAUACGUUGGAGACUUGCGUAUGCAUGUAUAGUGCAUUAAUAUAUUAAUUGGGAUUAGUGAUGGAGUGCAACAAGGAUGAAGCCCUAAGGGCUAAAGAGCUGGCUGAGAAGAAAAUGCAGAGUAAUGACUUUGGAGGGGCUCAAAAGGUUGCACUGAAAGCUGAACGGCUUUACCCUCAGUUAGAGAAUAUAUCGCAGCUACUUGCUGUUUGUAAUGUCCACUGUUCAGCUCAGAGAAGUACAGUGGGAUCAGAAAAGGACUGGUAUGGGAUCCUCCAAAUUGAUAUGAUGGCUGACGAAGUGACUGUCAAGAAACAAUACCGGCGACUUGCGCUCGUACUUCAUCCUGACAAAAACAAGUUUCCAGGUGCAGAAGCAGCUUUCAAGCUAAUUGGGGAAGCAAAUAUGGUGCUUUCUGAUCCGACGAAAAGGGCUUUGUAUGAUAGUAAGUAUAGGGUUUUAUCUAAAGGUUCAGCAGUAAAGCAACCAUCUUAUCAGGUUAAUCGAAAUCCUCCGGCUAGACAAAAUAAUAUUCCAAAUGGUUAUCCGAAUAAUAUUCAGCAAACACGACCAACUUCAUCAGCAGUUCCGGAAACAUUCUGGACGGGAUGCCCUUUUUGCAGUAUUAGGUACCAGUACUACAGGAGUUUUGUGAACAGAGCUUUACGCUGCCAGAAAUGCUCAAAGCCUUUUAUUGCAUAUGAUUUAGGUUCUCAAGGUGCACCUCAAUGGAGUCGUCCUGGCGGUCAGGAUGUGCCUCUUCGGCCAAACACGAGCCAGCCUUAUCAGCAGAAAGAGGUUCCCACCUCAGCUGGGGGCCAAAUGGGAUCACAACGGGGUCCUAGUGGUAGAACACAACCAGAGGUACCAAGAGAAAAGACUGCUCAGGUAUUUGAGGAUUUAAAGGCGAGAGGGAAGGCAGAAAAGGGAAUGGGUGGUACAAAUGCUGGGGGCGCUGCUAAAAAGAACAGGAAAAGGAGUAAGAAGCAAACAGUUGAAUCAAGUGAUAGCAUUGAUACUUCCAGCAGCACCGAGCCUGAAACUGUGGACAUUGAGUCUGGAGAAGGUUUUGGAUUUGAUAGUUCCCGCCCUAGGAGAUCCUCUCGCCUACGCCGCCAGGAUGUCUCCUAUAAUGAAGGUGCAAGUGAUGACGAGAAUGAUUCCGCCAACCCUCUGAAGAAGGCACGGGCUGGAGAUGAUACUUCAAAGCACAAAGACAGUGAUGGCUUAAAGGAUGUCAAACCAACUGCUAAUUCCAAGGCAAAUGCUACUCAAAAUGGAACAGCCCCUCCUAAGGCAAAAUUGCAAGAUGAAAAUUCCAAAUUUGAUAAACAGGCUACUGGACCGGCAGAAGAAGUUGAAGUCGUUGAUUCCUCUGAUUCAGAAUCUGAUAGCGAUGAUUCUCCAGAGUUAUAUAACUGUCCUGAUUCAGAGUUCAGUGAUUUUGAUAAGCAAAGGGAAGAGAGUUGCUUUGCUGUUGACCAAAUCUGGGCUUGUUAUGAUACAGCUGAUGGCAUGCCAAGAUUCUAUUGUCAGAUUAGGAAAGUUUUGUCUCCUGGAUUUGAGCUACGGUUCACUUGGCUCGAGGCUAAUCCAGAUGAUGAAGAAGACAUGGACUGGGUAGAGGCAGAGUUGCCUGCUGGUUGUGGGAAAUUUAAACGUGGGAGUUCUCAAAAGACUAAUGAUCGUCUUACAUUCUCUCAUCAAGUGCAGUGCGAAAAGGGUAAGAGAGGUGCAUUCAUUUUAUAUCCUAGGAAAGGGGAGACAUGGGCUCUUUUUAAGGAUUGGCAUAUCGGUUGGAGCUCCAACCCAGAAAAACAUAGCGAGUACAAGUAUGAAAUUGUGGAGGUUCUUUCUGAUUUCGUUAAGGAUGUUGGUAUAAAAGUGAACUAUCUGGAUAAAGUGAGUGGAUUUGUUAGCGUUUUCCGGCCCACCAGCCAGACUAUGGUUGGCUCAUUUUUUGUAAAGCCAAAUGAACUUUACAAGUUCUCUCAUCGAAUCCCAUCAUUCAGAAUGACUGGAACUGAAAAAGAGUGUGUACCUGUGGGAUCGUUUGAACUUGAUCCUGCUUCUUUACCACUUAAUCCAGAUGACAUUUGGUACCCUGGGAAACUGGAGAAUGUGACAACACCUAACAAAGGAAUGGAUGCUACUGAUGGAGGAGAGUCAUCUAAGGUUCGCAGAUCUCCCAGGGGUGUGAAUAUCUCCAUGACUAGAAAAUUGUCGACAUGACAGAUUCUUUUCUUCUGCUUUUCUUGCACAGUGAAGCUUUCAUUCGGCUAGACUUGUGGAUUUUGUCAUAACUUAAGGGAUACCAGUAGGAUUAAGACAAUAGUUGUCGCUGGCCUGAACGCUUUUUUGACUGCAGUAUGUGUUCUCACAACUCUUAUUGCUAGUGUAUGUCCUUUGUGUAGUUUUUGCUGAAUCAAAAGUAUCUUCAGAUCAUUUCCUGAGGGAUGGAUUAAGGAUAUUUAAUUUGAACAAUAA